Molecule: messenger RNA, 2014 nt
Organism: Conger conger (European conger)
Lineage: Eukaryota; Metazoa; Chordata; Actinopteri; Anguilliformes; Congridae
Gene: pigw
Product: phosphatidylinositol glycan anchor biosynthesis, class W
Exons: 2
Coding region: 297-1790 (497 amino acids)
Biological process (GO): protein localization to plasma membrane; GPI anchor biosynthetic process
Cellular component (GO): membrane; endoplasmic reticulum
Molecular function (GO): glucosaminyl-phosphatidylinositol O-acyltransferase activity
Source: RefSeq, a predicted model, not a curated record
CUCAGGAACGCCUAACUUGUGGACACGGAAGUACGAGAACAUUUUGGCGAGUAGAAUUUUUUUAAAUCACGAAUGGAUAACGAACAAUAUAUAUCAAAUCGUCAAAAUUUAAGGACAGCUUCAAGGUAGCUCAAAAGACAUAACCAGACAGACAACGUUUAAGUCGGUUACAAAUUUCCCUUCUCCAGCGUGCCAAAAUGAAUGGCUGAAUUAAAACAGAAGAAGGAAUUUUUCCCUCCAUAGAACGCAGUUCGCAAGGCCAUCAUUAUUUGGAGACCAAUAUAAAUAAAACCAAAAUGUCUCACAAAGAACUAAAGGAGGCGUUUGUCAGCAACCUGAAUGGGACAAGCCUUGGUGAGGUCUCGCUGGGUUCUGUCCUUGCACCUCUAUGUUUGAUAAGCCGAGGACUGAUUCUGGUUCUUUAUUUCCUUGGUAAGGGUGUGCUUCCAUUUACUUGGAAGAUCCAUCUUCUUUUUGACUUCACCAUUUUGAUACUGCCACUUGUCCUGUCUUGUACAAUACUUAGUCACUCCCUCCAUGUGGUAAUUCUGAGCCUGGCAGCCAUAAACACAAUUUUACUGUUCAGUGUUUACCACAGAAAAAAGCACAGCACAGGCGCACACUUAAAGGAUGUGUUUCAGAACUUUUUGCAGAUGCACCUGGAAACCAAAUGCAUCCCCUUUGUAACUCUCUUCCGAGUGCUUGUCAAUGUAAAGACCUCCAUUAGCAUUCUUGCUGUGGACUUCAGUGUGUUUCCAAGACGUUAUGCAAAAGCUGAAACCUAUGGUACCGGGGUUAUGGACUUUGGUGUUGGAGCCUACAUCUUGGCUAACGCACUAGUUUGUCCCGAAGCACGAAGAAAGGAAUCAUCUGUGUCCAAGAUCAGCUAUGUGACUAAGCAGCUGUUGUCUGUUUGGCCCCUAGUUUUACUUGGAAUGGUAAGACUGAUCAGUCUCAAAUUAACAGGCUACCAUGAGCAUGUAACAGAAUAUGGGGUGCACUGGAAUUUCUUUUUUACUCUGGCUAUAGUCAGAGUGGUUUCUUCUGUAUUUAUGGCCUUGUUUCCUGUCAAUUGGUCAUGGGUUUUGGCUCUUAUUAUCAGUGGGCUUUACCAGACCACUCUUGAGAUGACUGAACUCAAGUCGUUCAUUAUACAUAAUGGUGACAGAACGGGAGGAUUUUUAAAUGCCAACAAAGAAGGGGUGUUUUCAGUCAUAGGCUACAUAGCCAUUUACAUGGCUGGGGUCCAGGUGGGACUUUAUGUUAUGCAAUCAAGAACACUGGUUAAAGACUGGAUCAAAGCAAUAUGUAAUCUAUUGUUGGGGAGUUUUGGAUUGUUUGCAAUCUUGUAUGUUUGCCAGAAUUUUAUAGAACCAGUUUCUCGCAGGAUGGCAAACCUUUCCUUUUGUGUUUGGACUGUUGCCCAGUCUCUAUUUUUCUUAUCUUGCUUAGGCAUUGCUGAUGUUGUAUUGGUCUUUUCCAAAUCACUAGUCAACUGUACCCUGAUAUCUUCAUCAUGGAAUCCUAUUCAAAAUGCCAAGCCUGAAACCUUAUCAGCAGAGAAAAUGAAAAACAAAAUGGAGGGCUUCUGUCUCAUCCAGGCUGUAAACAGAAAUCAGCUAUUGUUUUUUCUCUUGGCAAAUAUUUUGACUGGUUUGACUAAUGUCAUAGUUGACACGGUCAGUUGUGAUGAUUUACACUCUGUAUGUGUGCUCUUGUGUUACAUGUUUAUGAAUUGUUUUAUCCUAUUCAUCUUGCAUCUCAAAGAAAUAACAGCAAAGUUCUGGUAAUUCAGUACAUGUUUACUAGAUCAGAACAUGAACAGAAGGCACGCUCAAUUAGUUGCAUGUUAUUUAAACAUCAAAAUAUUGGGAACCAGAAAUAAAACAACAGUAUCUAGCAAUAUUUAACAAGGUUCUGAAAUGUUAUUUUGGGGGAUAAAUAUAAUUUCGGUUGUACCAUAAAUGUUCCAUGAAACUAAAUAUUGAUAAUAAAUCAUUUACUCAGAAAAAAA